Amphibalanus amphitrite is the source of this 1286-nucleotide messenger RNA. Its product is annotated as prolow-density lipoprotein receptor-related protein 1-like. Gene Ontology annotation, molecular function: protein binding. NCBI's taxonomy places the organism in Eukaryota, Metazoa, Arthropoda, Thecostraca, Balanomorpha, Balanidae. The record is from RefSeq and is a predicted model, not a curated record. The annotation marks the transcript as partial. The transcript is spliced from 7 exons. Gene Ontology annotation, cellular component: plasma membrane.
GCAGUCCGCGGCCGACAGUGAGAGGGCGGGCAGCGCGCCGCGCCGCUGCCGACUACUGUUCAGACUGCACUGUUCUGCUGCUCUUCAGAGACGCUCCGCCUGACGAGAGCUCCUCUCCGGUGCGGCCAUGGUGCGGCCGCUUCUGCUGCUGCUGGCCGCCGGCCUGGCGCUCGCUGCUCGGACGCCCCAGCGCGCUGACAGUGACCUGACGUUCGAUGAGGCGGCGCCCCUCUCCUUCAGUCCAGUGCGGACCCGACACAAACGCCAGUUCUGGGAUCUCGCCGGCCCGGACGACGAAGACGAUUACGAAUACCCAGACGACUAUAAUGGCGACUACAACGGCGACUACAACGGCGACUACGGCGACUACAAUGACUAUAACGGUGGCGAGGGCGUGGGUCCGGGCUCCGGGGACGGCCUGCCCGAGCAGCCGGACCCCACCAUGCCGACGGACGACGAGGACCUGGUGGAGGGCUCCGGGCCCGGUGUCACUCCGCGCGUCGGUGUGCGGCCCACGCAGCCGCCCGUGCCCACGGCGCCCUCCGGACUGGUAUACUACCGGCUGACGCUGACGGUAGGAGAGGAGUGUCUAUCGGUGGAACAGGCCGACUGGUUGCGGGAGGCCGUGGAGCAGCUUUACGUAGACACCACCGGACGUCAGCUGGCCACCGUCAUACAGGCCAGUCCGGGCUACGUGGCCUCUUCGUGCGACUACACGGUCGACUUGACCUCGCAGGCGUUCGACGACCAGACAGAGUUCCAGCGGCUGCUGCAGCUGGCGCGAAACCGGCGCCAGCUCGGCGGAAAGGCAUUCAUCGACUUCCAGCUGCGCCGAUUCGGAACCACGCCGACGGCGCCGUCGGUGGCACCGCCGCGCGCCUGCACCGAGUUCGAGCUGGCCUGCCGCAGCGGCGAGUGCCUGCCGCAGGAGACGCGCUGCGACGGGCGCACCGACUGUCCCGACGGCUCGGACGAGCUCGGCUGUCCGCUGACCACGGCCGCGCCGGCCGGGCCGGGAGGGCCGUCCAUCGGGGGCGGCGUCGGCUCCAUGUGCCGCGGCGAUAACGUGGCCGUCUGUAACGACGGCAGCCGCAUCUGUGAGGUGCAGCAGUGCGAUGGCACGCCCGACUGUGCCGGCGGCGAGGACGAGCUCAAUUGUCCGCAGUCGGAAGUGUGCCGGCCCGACGAGCUUCUCUGUGAUGUCAGCCGCUGCGUGCCCUCCUCCAAACGCUGCGACGGUGUCAACGACUGCGCCGACGGCCUCGACGAGCGCAACUGCCCGCCAG